Branchiostoma floridae (Florida lancelet) is the source of this 3353-nucleotide messenger RNA. RefSeq names its product proline-, glutamic acid- and leucine-rich protein 1-like. Lineage: Eukaryota; Metazoa; Chordata; Leptocardii; Amphioxiformes; Branchiostomatidae. The coding region runs from base 297 to 1103 and encodes 268 amino acids. The transcript has 2 exons. The record is from RefSeq and is a predicted model, not a curated record.
GUGCUCAGAAUAAGUAGUUAAGCACAGGAAAGACCCGUCGUACGCAGACUGUUUUCAUGAUUUUUGCUUGUGGUCGAAAGCUGUUCAAUUUUUUGUCAGAUACCGUUAGUUGGUCCGCUGUCCGAGAACUAGGCUACAUCUGCAAUGCGCUAAAAUAGCCUGACCCGGAAGCAAAACAAGACCUGAAAUUGAGCUGUUGCGACAAGUGGACAACACUUAUCAGUGUACAUACUUACGGCUCGACCGACAUCUUGGAUUUGGAACAAGGCAUGAAUGUAUGUUAAGGAAGUAGAAAAAUGCCGCACAGAAGAGCAAGAAGGGGCGAACCAAGCUGGUUUCAGACGGCAAACGACGAUGCCACGUCGUUCUGGUUUCGGGACUUGAUACGCAUGGGCAUCCUUCCGGAGGCCUGGGGCCGGCAGAGGGUGCCCGGGCCCCGGUACAAGCCGUGGUGGUUCCGCGGGGAGCGGAAGGGGCACACGGUGGUCCUCAUCGUGACCGAGAUCGGCUUCAUGUCGGCAAUAAUCGGCUUGAUCGUCGGGCUGCACAUGAACUACCUCGGCCCCAUCAUUUUCGCAGUAGGGAUCAUUCUGCUCGUACCGGCUGGGUUCUGGUUAAUCUGGGAGUUCAACAUGGCGACUCGAGCUGACAGACGAGAGAGACAAAGACGAGAAGAAGACGAGGAGGCUGGAGAUGGGGAGGAGGAUGCUGAUGAUGAAGAGGAGGAGGGGCCUGUCGCGGAGAGGAGAUCACGAGAGGGCGUCAGAGAAGACCUACCUAGCGUGAGAGAUGGCGGGCAGAUCCAAGUGGUCGUCCCAUCACCACCUCCGUACGAGGAAGUGACGUCAGAAGACCGCCGCCAUCUUGGGAACCAGAGCGAGGCUGGCGCUGCCCCUCGGCCGCCACCGUACGCGUCCGUGGCGGAAGCUGACGAGCGAACACGACAACAAACGUCUCGGACAGAAGAACCACGGAGUUCCGAACAAUGCCCGUCAUACACAGAGGCAAUAAGAAGCCCUACAAGUGCGAGUCCUACCGAAGAAAUGCCCCAUGAACUACCACCCGUGCCACCCCCUGCUUACGAAGAGGUCGUCAACAGAUAGGGGCAAAAACACUGUGUCACGUGUAAUAGCUAUAAUAUAUCAUUGAUGGAAACCUAUAUGAACUUGAACUCAUACAAUAAACAUUUAUUCUAUUUUUUUGUUAUCUAUGUUUGCACUUAGUGCACCUGCAACUGUUCAAUCUAUUGUUCCAUGUUAAAACAAUAUCUUAUCGAACACAAUGCUAAUACCCAAGUGAUUGCACUGUUGACUGUAAGAUUAUGAGGGAGAACUUUUUCUAAGCAAUUGAAACCAAAAGAAAAUUACGAUGUUUUCAUAUACCAAGAACACGGUGAAAAAUUGAAAUGUUGCUGAUAUUGCGUAAUACCAACGUAGAUAGGCAAGAUACAUAAAUAGUCACGAAAGUUAUUUUCAUGUUUGAACUGCUGUACAUCGUAUGCGUAAUGUUGCCCCUGUAUCUAUCAUACAGUGACGUAACCUCGCUCACCAGACAAUUUUAUGUCAUACAAUAAGGCUUUUCUUUUCACUAAGGACAUGUCAACAAAGCCUGACCAGCACCUGGUAAGCAAGGUUAAAAUAGACCUAUUCGGUGACGUUGAUGUUUGAUAUUUGUAGGAUCAGCAUCAAGCUCACAUGCUACCAAUAUCACAAAGUGUGGCAUUGUACAGUGUAACUGUCACAACUGUAUUAAAUUUGAAGUCGGUAAAGAUAAGCAAACCAACUCGGGUAUGUUGUACAGUAUGCGUUUAAGAAGUUUAAGAAGGCAUAAAAAGAGUCAUUAUGUUAUAGUAGUAUUUCCGUGAAUGCUUAAGAUGACAAUAUCACUAGGAUUGGUACUCGUAUAAUGCUUUCCAUCGGAUUUGUUACAAAUACAUAUGAUCACUAGUAUUGCAAGAAUUUUUCUUAAUCCAUAUCCGCGUGAUCCAUAUUUGCAUGAUCAAUUCAAAUUUUCGGCUCGGUAUUGAUGAAAGAUAAAUAAUAUCUACCACCCAGUUAACUUCAGCUGAUAGUUGCAAAUGCCAUUAAUGAUUACUGAUGCAAUCAGUAGCUAAACGUAAUAAAUUUACAUGCGACUAGCAUGGAGCCAUCUGAGUCGUCUGAUUGAAGGCCAUAUAUUGCCAUAAAGGCCAUAUGAGGCUAUUGCCAUAAAAAUCACAUAAGCCCGUAUAAGCGCACGUUUUGAAAUCCAACAUUUACGUCUUAAAGGAUGCAUAAAGAUGUUCUUUUUAACGAAAGCAAUGAUUUCUGGAUUCAUUACGGAUGCUAAACUUUUCCUUUCAGUGCACACAAAAAUCAAGGCCCCCUUUCCACUAGCUGCGCUCUUACUUAGACCUACAACGCAUGUGAGUGACCUUUGACUUUAAAGUGGGUCUAUCAUACAAAAUGUAAAAGUGUGACUGAAAAGACGAGAAAACACAAUGCGAAAAAGGAAAAUAAGUCUUCUUCUUUACAGUUUUCUUUACUACACAUUAGAUAGGACUUACGUUGGGACGACCAAGUAGAUGUGAUGGUGUCUAAAGCCAGCAAGCGUCUCUUUGUCGUCAGUAGACUGCGCCGAUCCGGAGUACCAUUUAUUUAUUUUAUUUAUCUGAUCUCACUAUCAUAUACUGCGGGUACAUUCGUCUCAUCCUAGAAUAUGGUGCUCCUUGCUUUAGUGCCGCACUCACAAGCAAACAGUUUGCAGCCCUAGAGCGUGUGCAGACUGAACGUGCCUGCAAAAUGAUCAUUGGACGCCGGUACAACUCCUACUCAGAAACGCUAGAACAGCUCAAUCUCCAACGCCUAUCAGACCGCCGUAGGAGCCUGUGUGUUGACUUUGCUACCAAAGUUGAGAAAUCCCCACGGUUCUGUUCUUGGCUGCCCCCCACCCGUGUCCAACAGCAUGGUGGAAACUUACGCAACUCUGGACAGUACCAGCAGCCUUCUGGGUCAAAGCGCUACAUGUCAAGCGCCAUCCCGGCCUUGUAGAAACGCUUAACGGACUCUAACUGAACUUUACUCCUCAGUCACACUAUGACAAUUAUUGCCUCUUCAUGGUGAUUUACGAUCUCUUUUUUUUUUAAGUUGUCUUGUUGAAGUUUUAAGUCUACAUAAAGUCUAAGUCUGUACGUAUUACUUCGAUAUUGUAUUUUAACCAGUAACUAUUGACCCAUUGUUUUAACGUCGUGCAUAAAGUUUUCUAAUUGAUGUAUUUUCAAUAGAACAUGAUUGUAUUGUCCUCGCAAUUCAGCCUCAUAGGCUGCCAGGAGGACUAUUAUGCUUAUUGCUUAAUAAACCAGUCUACUACUACUA